UUUAUUACAGGGAGAAGCCUCGCAGCCUGCUUAUCCUUGUAGGAUUUUGAAAAAGGAUAUUCAUACAAAAAAUACAAUUAAUCCUAAACUCAAACAUGACAGGAACUCCCUGAUAUAAUUUAUUUCCAUAUGACUUUACACGAGGGACAAACAUGCGGGCCUGCGACUGUAUUUUGAGAACACAGAGCUCCCCUUAAACCAGUCCAGACCUGCCCUUUAAUUCAGCCCGUGCUCCUCCGCCAUAUAUCCGCUGUCGGCGUAACACAACAGCGGGACCCUCAGCCUCCACAUCCUCCGUGCCUGCUACUCCCGUCGCCGCGUCACCAGCCAGUCUCUCUCCCCUGCCAUGCCCCGGGUCACCUCACUGCUGCCUGCCCUGCUGUUCGUUCUCCUGCCGGGCCCGAGCCGGGGGUACUUCCCCGAGGAGCGCUGGAGCCCCGAGUCUUCGCUGCUCGCUCCCCGGGUCGUCGUCGCGCUGGUCUGCCGCAACUCGGCGCACUCUCUGCCGCUGUUCCUCGGAGCCAUCGAGCGCCUCAACUACCCGAAGGACCGCAUUGCGCUGUGGGUGGCGACAGAUCACAACAUAGACAACACCACAGCCAUCCUGAGAGACUGGCUCGUCAAGGUGCAGAAUUACUAUCACUAUGUGGAGUGGAGACCUGACGAUGAACCCAGUGCCUUCGAAGACGAGGUUGGGCCUAAGCACUGGAAUAAUCUCCGUUAUGAACAUGUAAUGAAGCUCCGUCAGGCAGCGCUGGAGACCGCCCGUGAGAUCUGGGCCGACUACCUGCUGGUGGCUGACUGUGACAACCUGCUCACCAACCCAGACACGUUGUGGAAACUGAUUAGUGAGAACAAAACAAUUGUAGCGCCGAUGCUGGAGUCCAGAGCUGCGUACUCUAACUUCUGGUGCGGCAUGACUUCACAGGGUUACUAUAAGCGUACACCAGCCUACAUGCCUAUCCGUAAGCGGGAACGUCGUGGCUGUUUCGCUGUACCGAUGGUCCACUCCACCUACCUAGUGGACCUACAGAAAGAAGCCUCCCGUCAGCUGGCUUUCUAUCCACCACACCCGGAGUACAGCUGGGCCCUGGAUGAUGUCAUCGUCUUUGCCUACUCAGCUCGCUCUGCAGAUGUGCAGAUGUAUGUGUGCAACAAAGAAACUUAUGGGUAUUUCCCAGUUCCAAUGCGUUCCCAUGGUACCCUGCAGGAUGAGGCGGACAGCUUCUUGCAUACUCAGCUUGAGGUCAUGGUGAGAAAUCCUCCAUUGGAGCCCUCCAGCUUCCUGUCUCUUCCUCCCAAGCAGCCUAACAAGAUGGGCUUUGAUGAGGUGUUUAUGAUAAAUCUUGUGCGGAGAUCUGACCGUCGUGAGCGAAUGCUAAGAACUCUGUACGAGCAGGAGCUCAGCUGUAAGGUCGUUGCCGCCGUGGAUGGCAAAGCUCUGAACAAGACUGAUAUAGAGUCUAUGAGGAUUAAGAUGCUGCCGGGUUACAAAGACCCUUAUCAUGGUCGGCCUCUCACCAAGGGUGAACUGGGUUGUUUCCUCUCUCAUUACAACAUCUGGAAGGAGAUAGUCGAUCGUGGUCUGCAGAACUCCCUGGUCAUUGAGGACGACCUCCGCUUCGAGGUGUUCUUCAAGCGGCGUCUCCAGGCGCUGGUGCAGGAGGUGUCAACACAUAAGCUGGACUGGGAUCUCAUUUACAUUGGGAGGAAGCGGAUGCAGGUCGACCACCAAGAGAAGUCUGUACCCAACAUCCACAACCUGGUGGAAGCAGACUACUCAUACUGGACACUAGGCUACCUGUUGUCUUUAAAAGGAGCCAAGAAGCUCCUCGGGGCUGAACCUCUGACCAAGUUGCUCCCUGUCGAUGAAUUCCUUCCCGUCAUGUACGACAAACACCCAGUUUUAGAGUACAUGGAGCACUUUGAGACUCGGGACUUGCGUGCGUUUUCUGCCGAGCCGCUUCUGGUGUAUCCGACCCAUUACACGGGAGACGAGGGCUACAUCAGUGACACAGAAACAUCGGUGGUCUGGGACAACGAGACCGUCAAAACCGACUGGGACCGAGCCAAGUCGAGAAAAACUCAGGAGCAGGGGGAGCUGAGCUUCGAGGCCCAGAACUCUGACGUACUGCAGUCUGAACUUGAGAACUGGAGCGCACGGGACGAGCUGUGACGAAGAGGAGGGGACGUGAGGAGGAGAGACAGAGACGACUCUGGCGAACAGAGAUAAGGUUUAGGGGAAUAGAAUAAAGCUGUGAUAGUAAAGGGAAAUUCAUAAGAUGGAGAGAAUAAAACAGAUUGCAGGAAAAGAGAGAGGAAAGGCAGAGUCAGAUGGACGCAGGGUUGGUGAGGAAUUCUUUCUCCAGUGUUUCAUCUUUCUCCAAAGAGAUGAGGUGUAGAUGUAGAGUUAACUCUUGAAGAGUCAGCUAGCAGCUUUUAUUUAUUGCAUCCAACGCACAUCCCUUGACCACAGCCUGAGAAAGAAGUAGUUCAUGUAGGGCUGGGCUACAGAUCGAUAUUACAUCGAAAUGUUUUUUUUUUUUCUUAUAUCAUUAUAUCGUAAAUGUCAUCUUUUCUUGGUUUUAAAGGCUGCUUUAAAGCGAAAUUAUGUUGAAAUUAUGCUUUUACCCACUUAGAUCAUAAAUAAAGAUGGAAAAUGCAUCUCCACUUAUUCCCACUGCACAAAAUGAAGCCAAAAUAUUCAGAUACGGGUGCUGCCAUCUUGCAAUGAUGGUGUUAUUUGGAGCCAGAGAUUUGUCAGUUGCGAUCUCCACAGUAUUAAGUUCUCCCAUACACCUGUCCAACCUGUUGCAAGCAGCGCCAUUGGUCGUAAGCUCACCAAUUGGCACACACAGCUGUCAAUCAUGACGUUAACCCCGCUUUUCUAUUGCAUAAUUUGACUAAUUAAAGCCAAACUUAUCAGGAAAAGGAAAACUAGAACGCACAGUACAUCAACAUGAUAAGAACCAACUGGAAUGACAGAAACCGUCUUCCACCAGGGGGCGGAGUCUAUGAGCUGUACUGCAGCCAGCCACCAGGGGGCAAUUUAGAUGUUUUGGCUUCACUUUUGGCAGCUGUCAUGUUGUCCAUCUUUAUUAUUUAGUCUAUGAUACCAACAGCCAACCCUACAUUAUCAUGGCAAUAUUGAUAUUGAGGUAUUUGGUCAAAAAUACUGUGGUAUUUGAUUUUCUCUAGAUCGCCCAGCCCUAGCUCUAAGUCUUAAGUAAUAUGUAGCCCAGACUUUUCUCAUAUAUAAAGUCCCCCAGAGAAUUUAAACUUAAAAAAGGAAUUUGAAGUAAAUGCAGUAUUUAGCUCAACCCCUAAAUGUCUACAUGACCUCUAUUCACAGCACAUCCCCCAAACAUCACCUAAUCAAAUGUGAAAGCUGCAGUACUCUAUGCUUCGGCUUUAAAAUAGGAGCUUAGAAAACACAAGACGAUUAUGUUACAUCUCUUUUCAUAUUUAAAAUGAAAAAAAAAGAUUAUUUUGAAAAAAAAGUGUCGUGGCAGAAAACAAAAUCACCAAAAUGUUGUCUUUUCUACACAGUGUUAUUCUUUCAGUGGUUCUCCAAACUCUUUGGCUUUUAGUCCCUUAAAAUAAGGCAAUGUCUACUUGAAACCCCUAAUCACCAGUUGUAUACAUCUACUGGCUGGCAUGAGUUCUACCAAAGAGCUGGGAACCACUGCGCCUUCUUCUUUUAGUGACUCUUAACCCCUUGUUGUUUAGUUCGGUCAGUGUGUUAUUUAAGUAAGUUUUAUAAGGUUGUUACUUAAUAACCUUACAUACUGUGUCACU
Molecule: messenger RNA, 3798 nt
Organism: Plectropomus leopardus (leopard coralgrouper)
Lineage: Eukaryota; Metazoa; Chordata; Actinopteri; Perciformes; Serranidae
Product: procollagen galactosyltransferase 1-like
Molecular function (GO): procollagen galactosyltransferase activity
Source: RefSeq, a predicted model, not a curated record